UCUUUCUUUUCUUAUUUGGGUGAUGAACAAAACAAAUUGACAUCCACAAGCAGCUAUAAAUAUUUCUGCAAUUUGAUUUGAAGCAUUUUUAUUAAGAUGGAGGACAAAGUGGUGCUUUUGGAUUAUUGGCCAAGCUCUUAUGGGAUGAGAGUGAGGAUCGCUUUGGCUGAGAAAGGGAUCAAAUAUGAGGCCAGGGAGGAGAACUUGGCAGACAAAAGCCCUCUGCUUCUAGAGAUGAACCCAGUUCACAAGAUGAUCCCUGUUUUGAUUCACAAUGGAAAACCCAUUUCUGAAUCCCUCAUCCUUCUCCAGUACAUUGAUGAGGUUUGGCAUCACACAUCUCCCUUGCUCCCCUCUGACCCUUAUCAAAGAUCCCAAGCAAGGUUUUCGGCUGACUAUAUUGACAAAAAGAUAUACAGCCUGGGCAAGAGAGUGUGGAAGGAAAAGGGGGAAAAGCAAGAGGCAACAAAGAAGGAAUUCCUAGAAGGUUUGAGAACCAUAGAAGGUGAGCUUGGAGACAAGCCUUAUUUUGGUGGAGAAGACUUUGGGUUUGUGGAUGUGGUGCUUGUUCCCCUCACCAGCUGGUUUUAUUCCUUUGAGAUCUGUGGGAAUUUCAGCAUAGAGGCUGAAUGUCCCAAGCUUGUUGCUUGGGCCAGAAGGUGCAUGGAGAGGGACAGUGUGUCCAAGUCACUUCCUCACCCUCAGAAAAUCUAUGCUUUUGUCUUGGAACUCAAGCAGAAAUAUGGGUUGUGAGUUACAGAUACCAAUCAAUCAGAAUAAGAAUUUGUCUCACACAGAAGAUUGGGUUUGUUUGUUCAAAGAUAUACAGUCUCUAUGCCUCAUAAUGUUGUUUUUAUAAUUCAAUUCAAGCAUGUUUUCUAUCAACAUAGAAAUUGUGAAUAUUGAGGGAAAAGAAAUAUAAAAAAACCAGCCCAAAAAGUUCAAGUAUUGGGCCCUGAGGGCCAACGAACAUCAAAUGUAACCCGAGGGCAGUCUCGUUAAUUCACAGGAAACACCCGUGGUGUUUUCGUAAUUUUGGGACCCUCAAGUGCGCAGAAACCCUAACUGACUGGCCUCUCCAAAUCACCUAUAAAUACCGGAUGAAGAGCGACCCAUUCAUUGCGGCUGAGCCGAGCGUAGUUCUUUGAUUUUGUGAUUCUUUUAUUUUCUGUGUUCAAUAUCUGAUUGAAUCUCUGGAGAGCCUCGUUCUGAUUUUGAUUUUGAUUUUUUUUAUAAUUUUCGUGGUGUUUGGUGUUUGGUGUUUGAUUUACUGUUUAAAUAUUGGAUCCGUGCACAAUAAGCCGAUGCUCUGGAUGAAAAAGUAAUGAAGGAAGCAUGGUGAUGUGCACGGAAAUUGAACAACUCUGGGUCCGCAUGUCUGCUCUCUCUGAUUCUCUCUGAUUUGAGGGCCUGGUUACGACCCACAUGAU
Messenger RNA from Prunus avium (sweet cherry), 1430 nucleotides. The record is from RefSeq and is a predicted model, not a curated record. NCBI's taxonomy places the organism in Eukaryota, Viridiplantae, Streptophyta, Magnoliopsida, Rosales, Rosaceae.